CCCGGUACUGUCAGGCACUGCUGUUGUUACUGCUGGGAAAAUACCGAGAGCACGCUCCGGGAGCGAGCCCAUGACCCUGCACUGGGCUCCGAGGGGGAGCUCGGCACCGUCAGAGCGACCGUACCUGCCUGCCCAUCCCAGAGGGAAAGUCAUCCUUCCCUUACGUAACUGCGCACAAGGAAAUUCUGGUGUCACAUCGCUUCUCUUCAUCAAAAUUGAAUUCGUUUCUGAGGUUUCACGGUCAGCUGGAAAAGGCACACCUCAAACACGGAAACUGUGUUUUUUAGAUUGUUUCAGAGAGGUGAUCUGUCAGAUCUUUAUGUGAGACUUUCCCCUCUGCUUUUGGGAGGAGAACUCAGGGUGGGAAAGAAGCAGUGUAAGACACGCGUCUUCUCCUGCUCUUUGUCACAGCACAGAGGUAAAAUUAUUACACAAUCCUGUAAAUCAGGUCAUUCUAUGCAUGUUUAAUCUGUGAAGGAGACAGAAUGUUGUGUGCCUUUGAUAAAUUUGGGGUAUUCUGAAAAACAGCUGGACAUAGACCUAUGUUUGGUCAAAUAUUAUGAAGUUCAUGUAGAUUGAAGAGUUUUGUGUACAAUGAUGAUAAUUUCUCUCCAUAGAUAUGAUUUUUCUUUGUGUGUGUCUGUAUUUAAUGUUUUAUUUUGGAUGACACUGGUAUAGCUAUUCAGUUUGCAAAUACAAUUAGGUAAUGAUAUUCCAACAGUGGAUAUGCACUUGAGGUGUUUUUUCCAGAGCUGACUUACUCUCUGAGGAACAGAUUGCUAAGCUUUGCUGUUGGGACAUUUUCAUUGAGUCACUGCAGCUACUGGGAUGACUACAGCAAGCUGACGUGCAGCAUCUCUGCAUGAUAUGAGGGAGUAGCACCAAAUUUUAGAUGUGAAAAAUACACAGUAAGAAAAUGGCUAUGGUUGGGAUGAUCGUGGGUGCAGCACGUGUGGACUGCUGCAGAACACAGGUGCAGCUGGAUCUGAGGUGAAACUUCUGCUUUAUCAUUAACAGGGCUGAUAAGCAUCCAGGAUUUCUACAACUGGCCUGAUGAAUCCUUUGAAGAAAUGGAUAGUACAUUAGCUGUCCAGCAGUAUAUUCAACAAAACAUAAGGGCAGACUGUUCCAACAUUGAUAAGAUCCUUGAACCUCCCGAAGGCCAGGAUGAAGGUGUAUGGAAGUAUGAACAUUUAAGACAAUUCUGCCUUGAGCUCAAUGGACUAGCUGUCAAGCUUCAGAGUGAAUGUCACCCUGACACAUGUACUCAGAUGACAGCAACUGAACAGUGGAUUUUUCUUUGUGCAGCUCAUAAAACUCCCAAAGAGUGUCCUGCUAUAGACUACACCAGGCACACACUUGAUGGAGCUGCAUGUCUUCUGAAUAGCAAUAAAUAUUUCCCCAGCAGGGUUAGCAUAAAGGAAUCCUCUGUAGCCAAAUUAGGAUCAGUGUGCCGAAGGAUUUACAGAAUAUUUUCACAUGCGUAUUUUCAUCACCGGCAGAUAUUUGAUGAAUAUGAAAAUGAAACUUUCUUGUGUCACCGGUUCACUAAGUUUGUGAUGAAGUAUAAUCUGAUGUCCAAGGAUAACCUGAUUGUACCAAUUUUGGAAGAAGAAGUGCAAAAUUCAGUGUCAGGGGAGAGUGAGGCAUAAUGGGAAGAGCAGUACAGAAUCCUGUACUGAAUAUAAACAAAACAUUAAUUAUGUACUGUAUAUAUCACUUUAGACACUUCAAUCACGUAUCCUCAUAGCUUUGUUUAGUAUACUUUUUGUAUGCUGUGUGCAUUGCCUUUUAAUAUGGGAAAUACUUCUAAGUUAUUCAUGAGCUGUAUAUUCAUCAAUGUGGCACUCAUGGUUUUUAAAUAAAAGUAGUAGUAUCUGUUUAUAAUGCCUGUUAAUAAAAGAAUUUACAGUUCUCUAAAAAUGCUGCUAAACAAUCAUUGAAUUACAAUCCUGAAGAUAUGUCUGAUUGGGUGGGGGAAAAGUGAGAUUACGAUUUCACAGCAAGCCAUUUUGUAAUGCAGUAGCUAUAUUGUCUUAGUUCAAAGAUUAUCACCAUAAAUAUAUAAUUCUGCAGGAAGCUUCUUGCAAUGUAGCUUAUUCCUAAUUUACCUUUUAUUUUUUUUUUAAAUGGCUUUGAAGAUUUACUUCUGGAUAUGCUUAUUGCUGUAUGUGUAUAUCCAGAUACUAACAGGAUCUAUAGUAUUAACCAAAAGAACAAUUUCACUAUGGUAUUGGACAUAUAUAUUCUUGAUAUAUAUCUAACACACUUUCUGGACUUUUUUUUUUGUCAGCAGUGGAGGUUUGUGCCUAGCAGGGGACAGGUGCUGUCCUGUUAAGGCAGACUUCUGCUGUUCUCCAGUCCACAACCUCUCUAAAGAAUACCUGUGCAUAUUUAUGGCAACUGCUUACAGAUUAUACCUCAGCUGUUCAUGUUACACUACAUAACACACUGGCACAGUCUCUGCUUGUAUUCCUAGUCAAAACGUGCUAUGUACCUGAAAUAUCCAAUCUGAUUCUUUUCAAAAGUUAAUUGUGUUUUCAACAUCCAUUUGUUUCUCUUCAUUUACCUUAACCAUACUGACAGAAAGAUUUGGAUUCAUGCUUCUGGUUCCCUAUCAAGUGUCUAUUUCAAGUUGUGUUUGCAGAUUUGCAGUAACUGACAAUUUCCAUGAGUGCUGCUUUAUUGUGUUUUGUCUAGAAAGAUAGAAUUAAAUGUUUUAGAGAUGCAUAUAAGAGAAAUACUGCUAAGUGUACAUGAAUGCAGGGUAUAAAAGCAGUACCAGUCUUCUUGAAUGAAUUUUGCUUUGCUGUUUAAGAAGUUAGCUUGUUUCUCUGAGGUUGACAGGAGCCCUCUUUUAUUUCUUUCAGCAGGUCAGAAUGGGCUAGCUCAGCUAGUUUCAGUAAUUUACACUUUGUUUUCUACAUUACAUUAACAUGGAAAGAAGGGAGUCCACGUAUUUUUACUAAGUGUUUUUUCAUAAUAUACUAAACAUGCCUUAAAUUCUAUUUUUCUUUAUAUGAAUCAAGCACACCUCAAGCAACUGUUAUCACCUGGAUGUAAAGGGAAUAUAAACAAUGAGAAAAUUGAGAGACUAAGCUUAAGUACUUCAACAGCUGUGUUCUUCAGCAGCUUCUUGUCUCAUGUUCAUCAUUGCAUUUAACUGUCAGCAGGGUAAUUGCAUGAGAUGUUGUCAGAGUGAAGUAGCUUUAGUUACUGUCUAUACACUUAGCUGUAACUUGCCUUGUAUAGACCAGGUUACCUGAUUUUGAUAGAUACCUUGGAGUUUGUAGUGCAGGUAGGAGGAUGUUUUCUGGAGGUAGUAAAAUGUAUUUAGCUCGUUGCUGUCUGCUCUAAGACCAUCCAUGGUGUGGCUCCUUUGUACAGUCACUCUGCAUGUGUAUAUUGGCCAUGGUGACUGGGACAGGCAAAAACAUGGGACUGGUGUUGCUAAUUACAUUUCCUCUACAAAAUUGAAGAAAAUUAUGUGGUGCUCAGGACUGCAUUAAUAUUUUAAACCUCUUCCUCUUAUGCUUUAAGAGUUUAACUUCAAAACAAAACUCUGGAAGUUUGAAUCCUGUUUAUUCUCAUUCAGAUUUGCACUGUAAAGUUGACUUGCUAUACUAAGCUGAUUUUAUAUAAGGCCUAAGUGAGACACUGCUUGUAUUUUCCCUUGCUAUUGUUUACAUGAGUACUGUGUACACACACGUGCCUGGAUGGUACCAUAAAACUUCAGUUAGCCUAAGCAAACCAUUGAUUUGUCUAAUAAAUAUUAACAGGUUUAAUUGAGACUUUACAUCAUAGGGAAACUGAGACUGUCUUUGAAUUAUAUUGUAAAAAAAGGAUAAAAUUAAACUGUUUCUUUAUCCAUACAACUA
Molecule: messenger RNA, 3878 nt
Organism: Vidua macroura (Pin-tailed whydah)
Lineage: Eukaryota; Metazoa; Chordata; Aves; Passeriformes; Viduidae
Product: MOB-like protein phocein
Exons: 8
Coding region: 1071-1652 (193 amino acids)
Cellular component (GO): mitochondrial matrix; cytoplasm
Molecular function (GO): metal ion binding; protein folding chaperone; protein-folding chaperone binding
Source: RefSeq, a predicted model, not a curated record